CCAUCCCGCCUCGCUCAGGGUCGCAGUUGUCUUCGGAGUUGCCUGAUCGGAAAGUCUCGACGGCAAGGCGUUACCUUCGGGGCUCCUAGCUCCCCUGGCCAUCAGGGAUGAAGGCAAGGCCCCGGGGCGGGUCUUCUUUCCUUGGAAGUGGGUACUCAGUUCUGAAGCGUUUCCCCCUCGGCGGCCCUGAGCUGGCAGUUCUGGCGGUGGCUGCUGGGCCCUGCGGUGCGCCGGUCGCAUGCAGCUCCUAUGAGGCCCCUGUCGCCAGUCGGCGAUGUCCGGCUGGACCUGUCGCCGCCGCCGCCGCUGCCGGCUGUGAGCGGGUCUCCGGUCGUGUCGUCCGGGCGUCUCAUGGCCGCUAGCAGCUCUCUGGUGCCUGACCGGCUGCGCCUGCCGCUCUGCUUCCUCGGCGUCUUUGUCUGCUAUUUCUACUAUGGGAUCCUGCAGGAAAAGAUAACAAGAGGAAAGUAUGGGGAGGGAGCCAAGCAGGAGACGUUCACUUUUGCCUUAACUUUGGUCUUCAUCCAGUGUGUGAUCAAUGCUGUGUUUGCCAAGAUCUUGAUCCAGUUUUUUGACACUGCCAGGGUGGAUCGUACUCGGAGCUGGCUCUAUGCUGCCUGUUCUGUCUCCUAUUUGGGUGCCAUGGUCUCCAGCAACUCAGCACUACAGUUUGUCAACUACCCAACCCAGGUCCUUGGUAAAUCCUGCAAGCCAAUCCCAGUCAUGCUCCUUGGAGUGACCCUUUUGAGGAAGAAGUACCCAAUGGCCAAGUACCUGUGUGUGUUGCUAAUUGUGGCCGGAGUGGCCCUUUUCAUGUACAAACCCAAGAAAGUAGUUGGGACAGAAGAACACACAGUUGGCCAUGGAGAGCUGCUCCUGCUCUUAUCUCUCACCCUGGAUGGACUGACAGGCGUUUCCCAGGACCACAUGCGGGCUCACUACCAAACAGGCUCCAACCACAUGAUGUUGAACAUCAACCUUUGGUCGACCUUGAUGCUGGGAGCUGGAAUCCUAUUCACUGGGGAGCUCUGGGAGUUCUUGAGCUUUGCCGAAAGGUACCCUACCGUCAUCUAUAACAUCCUGCUCUUUGGCCUGACCAGUGCCCUGGGCCAGAGCUUCAUCUUCAUGACAGUUGUGUAUUUUGGUCCCCUGACCUGCUCCAUCAUCACCACAACUCGAAAGUUCUUCACCAUUUUGGCCUCUGUGAUCCUCUUCGCCAACCCUAUCAGCCCCAUGCAGUGGGUGGGCACUGUGCUCGUGUUCUUGGGUCUAGGUCUCGAUGCCAAGUUUGGGAAAGGAGCCAAGAAGACAUCCCACUAGGAAGAGGGACUACCUCCACUCCAAGGAUAUUUAAGUUAUUAUCGUGAACAGUGACAUCUCUUGGGAACAUGGACACGCUAGAGAUACAGGACUAGGUUUCAGUCUGGGGUUUUUGUUUGUUUGUUUUUUGUUUUUUAAAGGAAACAGAAUCCCAUAUUCUAAAAAAAUGCAUUUGGAUUUUGAUAA
Molecule: messenger RNA, 1506 nt
Organism: Camelus dromedarius (Arabian camel)
Lineage: Eukaryota; Metazoa; Chordata; Mammalia; Artiodactyla; Camelidae
Gene: SLC35B1
Product: solute carrier family 35 member B1
Exons: 9
Coding region: 250-1320 (356 amino acids)
Biological process (GO): UDP-galactose transmembrane transport
Cellular component (GO): Golgi membrane; endoplasmic reticulum membrane
Molecular function (GO): UDP-galactose transmembrane transporter activity; UDP-glucose transmembrane transporter activity
Source: RefSeq, a predicted model, not a curated record